Messenger RNA from Schistosoma bovis, 807 nucleotides. The record is from the annotation of a GenBank genome assembly. NCBI's taxonomy places the organism in Eukaryota, Metazoa, Platyhelminthes, Trematoda, Strigeidida, Schistosomatidae.
AUUACGCUGUUACUGCGUACUCAGAAAACAAACUAAAUUUCCUUAUAUCAUACAACAACAAAAGGCGCCUACCCGUCUUAAGACGACAACAUGUUCCUUUCAGAGAGGAAGGCUAGUCAUUCUCGUGAUACUCAAGGAAAUAUUGUUGGUAUAGACUUUUCGGGUGAUGAUGGUUCAGAUUCUACAUCCAAAGAAUGGGUUUAUACAAGAUGGGCCAAAAUAAUGUUUCGAACAGCUGCUAUGAUCAGUCUAGCAUCAGUUAGUAUGAAUACACCGGAUACAUUUAAACAAGUUCCAGUAUUAAUGUAUAUUACUUUUAUCUUGGAUUUGAUGGUUGCAUUAUUAUUCACAGUGGAAAUGAUCAGCAAAAUGUAUAUCGAAGGCUUAUUUGUUCCUGCAUCAAGUCAGAAAUCCCUUGAUUGUUUAUCGAUUCAUCAUGAUAUGUUCACGAUGAUAAAUCUUUUCAAGUUUUUUGUGAUCUAUCAAGAAUUUCCCUUAGAUUUCAGUUUGAUAAUGAAGUUAGUUGGUCAGAUAUCUGAAAUGCUUUUCACAAAAUUCGCACUAUUAGUCAUCAGAACAAUUUUGUAAUACGGUAAUUUAAUAACUAAUGCUUGUAUAAUUGAACAAGAAUGUUUGGUGUUCAGAAUUUAGCCUAUUUUAUCGACUAGAGAUAAAAAGGAAACUUGAAACUAAUUUGUGAAGGGAACGGAAAAUACUAAAUCAGUCAUUUUAUAAAACUUCGACACAUACUUGAGAAAUAGUUGAGAAUUCAAAAUUUAUCCAAACUCAAAUUUUUCGUUAAACAAU